Molecule: messenger RNA, 1253 nt
Organism: Podarcis raffonei (Aeolian wall lizard)
Lineage: Eukaryota; Metazoa; Chordata; Lepidosauria; Squamata; Lacertidae
Gene: CIMIP2B
Product: family with sequence similarity 166 member B
Exons: 6
Coding region: 187-1077 (296 amino acids)
Source: RefSeq, a predicted model, not a curated record
GUUGGGGGCGGGUUGCUUGCUUUUGUCCCUCUGCCUGGCAGGCCGGCUGUGUUUCUCUGCGCUUCAAGUUUCCCUGGGCACAGGCUCCACCUCUCCGCCUCCUGCCCUUCCAGAUCACACCGCGAGCACCUUCCCGUCCUGGCUCGGCGCUCCUUCCUGGGCAGACGCGGAGAGCCGACACGGGCCAUGGCCACAGCUUUCGCCCCCAAGGCUAGCCAGAUUCUGAUGACCCCGGAGCCGCACUACAUCCCCGGCUACGGCGGGUACUGCCCCCGUUACAAGUUCAUGCUGGGCCAGACUUAUGGGAAACUGACCUCGCAGCUGCUCACUAGCCCCGAGGCGGAUCACUCUGGCCGGCUGCUCCUGCAGCCCAACUGCUCCCCCAGAGACACCGAGGAGCCUCCGGAGCAGAACGAGAGCGGAGGAACGCUCCCCCUGCUUGGCUGCAGAACCAUCCCAGGUUACACAGGAUUCAUCCCUCGGGCCCAAAACCACUUUGCCAAGACCUACAGUGAGAUCUGCAAGGAGGCCAGGAGCGAGUUUGCCCGGCAGCUGCUGAGGGGAGCUGAGCAGCGGGAGGCCUGGAAGGUGGCCAGAGGGGAGUCUCCGAAGGACACCAAGCCGGAGUCUCACAGCCUCGCCCCCAAGUGCAAGACCCCCCUGGCCGCCGUGUCAAAAGCUGCCGCCCCAUAUGUGUCUCGCCACGCCUUCCAGCCCCAGGGAUCGCCCUACUCUCUGGAAGACAGCAACCCACAGAGGCACUUCAUCUCAGGCUUCACUGGAUUCAUCCCUCGUGCCCAGUAUCUGAUUGGGGCAAGCUACCCAGUCAUCACCCACCGAGCUCUGGCAGAGUUUGACCGGAUGCGAUGGAGGCAGAAGCAAGGGCCUUCUGGAAGCAGCUGCGAUGCCCUCCCUCCGCUGACAAAGACCUACCCCACAGACACGGGCCUCCUGCCCCACUACAGGGGCUACGUUCCAGGUUACAAGUUCCAGUUUGGUCACACCUACGGCCAGCUCACCUUUGACGCCCUGGGCCAGAGCACCCUGGAGAAGCAGGUGCUGGAUGGGCAGCCAUGAUGCCCCGCCCUCUCUGGGACUCCCCCCCCUCCAGGAGCCGCUUCUGCCCCCUUGCUUUGUGUGUGUGGUGUAAGGAAGGGAAACCGACAGCCAGGAUGGAAGAGGACCCCUUCAACUCCCCCUCUUCCUCAGACAAAGGAUCCCGGGUGGGACUUUUUUGAGGCGGGGGUGGGGAU